AUGGUAGGAGGCACCAUUUUUUCUGUGAAUCGUGUUGUUAUAUCCGACCUGCUUAAUGUGCCUCUUGGUGAUGAUAGAUAUCCCCCUCCUGAGUUUGGUAGACUUCCUCUAGAAGUGUUUUCAAACAGGUUGUUUGAUAAAGACCUCUGGAAAAAUGAUGUUAGGGUAGCCUCAAGAGCUCCUAGGACUCCAGCUGCUGAAGAACUGACUCGCCUUCGAGAGGAACUUGCUGAACUACGGGAAGAAAAUGUGGUUCUUAGAGAGCAAGUAGAAUUUGCUGGAAAUGUUGUUCCAGAGUUGCUGGAGAAAUUCUAUGAGAUUGAAAGAGAUCAUUAUGGAUGGAGCUGUAUGAGCAAAGGUGGGAGUCGUGGGACUGAACUUCUCACAGUUCCUAGGAUUCAUGGCUAUGAUUUUUGUUUGGAACGAAGUACAGUGAAGGAAGAGGAAUGGAAAGUGUUUAUGGAUGUACUUCAUAAACCAUUGCCGUCUGCUUUCAGAAUCGCUAUUCAAAUUCAGGUGACUGAUGGUGAUGAAGGGAUACCUGUCAGACCAUUACCUUGGUAUCCGAAUAAUAUGGCUUGGCAUUCGAUUUUUUCAAGAAUGCAGCUACACAAGAAUCAAACUCUUGAGAGCUACAUAACACGGCAAGAGGCUGACAGCAUGGUACCCUCACUAUUCCUGGGUGUACGCCCUGAACAUUUCGUACUUGAUAUGUGUGCAGCUCCCGACUCGAAAGCGUUCCAGAUACUUGAGAUAAUGCAUCAAUCCUCUGACUCAGGUACGCUAUCGACUGGACUGGUCAUCGCUAAUGAUUUGGGCAGGUGUAACCUUCUCAUCCACCAGACCGAAAUAAUGUGUUGUGCCAACCUUAUAGUUAUCAACCAUGAGGCCCAGCACUUUCCAAGCUGCAAUUUAAGCAAAAAAUGGCUUAUAGUUAUCAACUUUUGUUCGAUGGAGUCUUAUGUGACGAUCCAUGAAGCAGAGCCACUCUUUGCAAGGCUCCUGACAUUCGGAGGAAGUGGUUGCUACUUACUCGCAUCUGGUAUUUUCGCUUUUACCUUAAGUCUUGUUACCUUGUUUUUUUUCUUCUUGAGAUGCGUUUCCAUUUUUAUCCAGGAGUGGAGGUAUGAACUGCAUCUCCUUCAAGUGCAGAUCGCUAUGUGUGGUAUGGUUCUUUUAAACAACAUUAGGGAACUGAAAUUUGUCAGCUUCUUUAUAUCUAUGAUUAAGAGCUGGAAGGUUGAACUCAAUUGCUCCCUGGGAAUUAAGAGCUGGAAGGUCCGUGAUAAGGGUGUGUCUAAGGACCAUAGAACUGCCAUUGUGCCAAGCAUGUUUCCUUCUGGUCAAAGCUUUGAUGCCGAAACAGUGGUUCCUUCAGGUUUAGAUGAAAACGUGGUUUCUCCUGGCAAUGACAAUGAGAUGGUGAAUGUGACCAAAUGUGGAUGAUUCUGAUCAUGUUACCGAGCAGUCCGAGAUCCGGUGAGUCCCACUGAUGCUUUGGAGAUGGAGGUUUCAGAUCUCCCUCUAGAACGUUGCUUGAAGAUAGUGCCCCAUGAUCUGAACACCAGAGCGUUUUUCAUUGCCGUUGGUGCCUAUGCCUUUUUUAUUAGAUGGGAUUGGUCCCUAAUAUUUAAUUUAAGCUCAUGGCUUACGGAAACUUACACUUUCGUAUCUGACUUGCUUGAGUGUUGCUUAAUAUUGUGUUUAUUCCACAUAACGAAAUGAAGUCUGAGGAACUCCUGUAAAGAGACUUGUUAAAACUGGAAACCAAAGAUAAGUAUAUCGAGGAUUAUUCUGUGCCGAGGCGGAAAUCGACAGAAGGAUGACGUAUGGUGGCCUUUGUUGAGGGAGAGCCUGGGUUCCAAGACGUAGCUUGUGCUAUAAGAACAUAGAGUUGUAUUCGAGAAACAUCCAACGCUAGUGGAUUUCAAUGGAAGAAAAGAUGUUAGAAAUACACGGAAGAAAGGAGAUUAUGAAGAAAUACCAACCAAAGCCGCCUAUGAUGCCAUGGUCUCCUAUAGACGGGUCUUGACUUGCGCAAUGGAUCAUUAUGGAGAAACUCCCACUUAUUUUACCUUCUUCCGACCCGUAAUGGAAUAUAUCAUAAUCGGCCGAAAAUCAAUCAAAAUGCGGCAAAAUCCUAUAA
Messenger RNA from Papaver somniferum (opium poppy), 2146 nucleotides. Its product is annotated as multisite-specific tRNA:(cytosine-C(5))-methyltransferase-like. The record is from RefSeq and is a predicted model, not a curated record. Gene Ontology annotation, molecular function: methyltransferase activity. Lineage: Eukaryota; Viridiplantae; Streptophyta; Magnoliopsida; Ranunculales; Papaveraceae. The transcript is spliced from 11 exons. Gene Ontology annotation, biological process: RNA methylation.